Trichoderma aggressivum f. europaeum is the source of this 462-nucleotide messenger RNA. RefSeq lists its product as uncharacterized. NCBI's taxonomy places the organism in Eukaryota, Fungi, Ascomycota, Sordariomycetes, Hypocreales, Hypocreaceae. The coding region runs from base 1 to 462 and encodes 153 amino acids. The record is from RefSeq and is a predicted model, not a curated record. The transcript is spliced from 3 exons.
AUGCUUAUGAUUGCGUCAUUGCUCAACUCGAAGCUGGGUCAGUGGCCUCUUGGCGGUCUCCCUUCCUGCUACAACAAAGCGGGUAUCAGGGCUCUCCUAAGGGAUAUGUCAUUCCCCAACACGAGAGGGUUCAGUUUCAGUGCUUUCCUCGAUGGCUUCCUCUUCGACGUAGACCUCAUUAGCGGUAUCCCGAAGGUGUUGCUAAAGCCCAUUAGGACAGCAAUUAAAGAAGGAAUCGAGGCAGCCAUCGAUUCCGCCAUCCAGCCAGCAAUUGAUGCGAACCUCGAUAUUCUCACAGACGCUAGCCCCGUUGUGAAUAGUUUGCGAGAUGUCCAGAACUCUCUGAAGGCGGUGCUCUUUAGCUGGAACGACCGGGGCGUUGACGACUCAACAUUGAACCGCGUCACCCCCGGUGGCUUUUUUCCAACAGGGUUCCUUCCUCGAGCCUCUAUCGAGCAAUGA